Molecule: messenger RNA, 768 nt
Organism: Aspergillus versicolor CBS 583.65
Lineage: Eukaryota; Fungi; Ascomycota; Eurotiomycetes; Eurotiales; Aspergillaceae
Exons: 1
Coding region: 1-768 (255 amino acids)
Source: RefSeq, a predicted model, not a curated record
AUGCGGCCACCACAAGAAAACCAGAACAAUGAACCUUCUCGGCCGGGGACGCCUCCUCAACCGCCUUAUUCCCCCGUAACACCAGUGUUCGCCCAUCUCACACCGGCCGCCACAAAUGGGCCACAGACAAUAGUUCCGCCGGCGACGUCGCCAUCUCCAACAUCGCAAGCCCUUCCUUACAACUCAAUAUCCUCAUCUUUACCUCCUCCAGCGGCUCCCACGUUUGCCCCGGAGCCUCUCCCUGUACCGAUAUCCGAAAGCGAGAACCCCGAUGCCAUUGCGCUGCGCUCAGCAAUCUCCAUAUUACAACUCCAGAAGCAACAGAGUCUACGAGAUAUCAAAACGCUAGAGAAAAUGAAAGAAGCCGCCGCUGAGGAUCCUGAAAAGUUCGCUCAUGAACUUUCUUCAGGGAAGCUGUCAAGGAAAGAUCAGGGUGGAUUCAUCGACUUCAAUCAUGAAGAGGAUGUCGAGGAUGAGAACACGGAAAUACCCGAUGCUGGAGCCCGAAGGAGUUCAGAGCUAGGAACCCUCCCCGAGCCUCAGAAUGUCGUCCGCAUGCCCCCAAUAAAUUGGACCAAGUACCAGGUGGUUGGGGAGAGCCUGGAUAAAAUGCACGAGGAGCAGCUGCGUCGACCCUCUACUGGUGAACCGAGACGGGACGAGAUGCCCGCACCGGAGUAUACUAUAGCAUCGCCAUAUCGACCACUGGUAGAUAAACUAGAGAGUCCAACAAAGGCGAAGGGUGUUAGCAAGAGCAAAAAGGGUUGA